This is a messenger RNA of Astyanax mexicanus (Mexican tetra), 3492 nucleotides long. RefSeq names its product tandem C2 domains nuclear protein. NCBI's taxonomy places the organism in Eukaryota, Metazoa, Chordata, Actinopteri, Characiformes, Acestrorhamphidae. The coding region runs from base 64 to 1476 and encodes 470 amino acids. The record is from RefSeq and is a predicted model, not a curated record. The transcript has 11 exons. Gene Ontology annotation, cellular component: nucleus.
GAACAGCAGCAGGAUAAACAGUUCAGCUCUGAAACUAAUUAAUCCGGAUUUUUAGAGAAGGAUAUGGCGGCGGAAUGUAUUAAACAGUGCUGCAGCUUUUUCCUGAAGGAGAAGGAGAAAGAGCCAGAGCCCCAGAUUAUUAAAGCUCCAUUACCUGAGAAAGAAGUGAAGGAAAACGAAUGGAAGAAGACUGUAGGCGUGUCUGAGGAUUAUCUCCUCUCUAAACUGCCUCCUGAUGGAAGAGAGGUCCCCUUCGUCCUCCCCUCUAUCAGACAGUCCUACAUACAGCCCAGAGGACCUCCAUACCCCAGCUAUCAGAGUUCAGCAUGGACCACAUAUGCGGAGAGGAAGGCGGAGCUUGCAGCAGCUGCUGGUCAGUUCGUCUAUGACCCAAAUGUACCUGUUCUCCCGGGUCAUGUGAUCAGCUUCGUGUCUCCGAGGUCUGCGAGACGACCCUUUAUCAGAGGCAACCCUGGUGGCCAGGGGUCAGCUUGGGAACAGAGUGGACGACAAAAACUCAGCGCCUCAAUGUUGGAUCUGUCCAGUCCUCUUGCCCACAUGCAGCGCUACGACUCGGUGUCCAGUGUCCCGAGCAGCACGUCCUCAGUACGGGAUUCCUUUGGGAGCAGCCGUAGUCUAGAGUCCAUUACGCUGUCUGGUGAUGAGCGGGAGCUGGGGAAAGUGUGUGUGCUGCUGAGCUAUAAGGAGCCCGUGGAGCAGGUGUGGAUCACUCUGGUGCAGUGUAAGGACCUGAGUGUGUGCACGGAGGGGGCAGAGCAGCAGAAGGUUGGGAUUAAAGGGGUCAUCACCAUGGCAAAGCCUGUGCAAUUUAAAACUUCAGUAAAGGAUGCAACACCAGACAUGGUGUUUAUGGAGACGUUUGUAUUCUCGUUAAACCUGGAGCAGCUCUGUAGUUCUACACUGGUGCUGCGACUGCAAGCACACACACCACGCAAGUUCACACUGGGGGAGUGUGUUUUAUCCCUAAGAGAGCUCGGCCCAGAGGAGACCCAACACUGGCUGGACAUCAAGCUGCCCUCCAAGCCACGCGUUUGUCGUGCUGAGCUUCAGUUGGCUACAUGCUUCCAGGCGGUCAGCAGUCGGAUCCAGCUCCAGAUCCUCAGCGCUCAGAAUCUUCCUUCAUCAUCCUCCCUUCUUACACAGAGUUUCUUUGUGAAAGUGGAGAUGUUUAGUGGUGGGCACUUCAUUCUGAAAAGGAAGACCAAGGCGGCCAAGUUAUGUGGAGGUCAGGUCCAGUGGGGUGAAUCAGUGCUUUUACCAAUUACCAACCAGGACCAUAACCUACAGCUGUACAUCAAACUCUACAGCCGGGGGUCCAUACGCAGGAAACACUUCCUUGGACAGGUCCUUCUUGGUUUUGACAGUCCUUCACCAGAAGCUGUGGAACAGUGGAAAGACUCCAUCUCACACCCUGAGAAAAUAGUGACUGCAUGGCACAGGGUCAGACACCCCUGAGAGACAGAAAGACAGUGAGAGAGUGUGUAAAAAAGACAGACAGGUAGAAAGACAGGCAGGUACACUGGACACGACACACUGUGUACACACUGGGUGCCCAUGGGAUGAGAACAGGCGUGUGAUCAUGUACACACACAGGUAUGGUGUAUGUGAUGUCUCGGCACUCUUUCUGCCCAGAGAAAUGCAAAACUGCCGCCGGAUUAACGUCAGAAAAGUGUUUUUCUGUGUGUGUUUUUAUGACUUGCCAGAUUCGGGGCUUCACUGGCAUUACAUACUGUAGGAUAGACAACUGUGAAAACAUAAGACUAUAAAACACUUAAAAUUAUCAUAUAUAUCAGUUUUCUUUUGUAAUAUGACGUAGAUUUAGACAAAUUACACCUCUGCUGUUGAUUUUAGCAGAUUAUUUGGUCAUUUUCUCACUAAAAUAUUUGCAUUUUAGACAUGUUACUGCAUUUCUAAUAAUAAUCUAGAUAGAUCUUACAUUAGUUUCUACAUUUGACAGAUGUUUGCAUAUCGUCAUCAUUAGAUGUGAAGAGAAAAGUUACAGAUAUUGGUCCAUUGAUCCCAUAUCUGUGCAUUUGUGCAUAUUUAAUACUGUAUAGUGUAAAAUCGGUAGUGUAGAUGAACAUGAAUUGCACCUCAGCUAUAGCUUUUUUUUAUAUAGUCAUAUAGUUUACUGCUUUUAUAAGCCUACAAAUUAAAAGUUUGAUUACUAAUACUAAUCUAGGUUGGUCUUGUCCCGAUAUCUAUAUUUUUUUUAUUAUUUGUGUAGCAUACGGCUCUGGAAAAAAAUAAGUGAGUUUCUUUAAUUUAACUACAGUAUAUUAAAAAACUCUGGAAUAUAAUCAAGAGGAAGAUGGAUGAUCACAAGCCAUCAAACAAAGCUGAACAGCUUGAAUUUUUGAAUAACUGUGAUUAAAACCAGAGUUAAACCACCAAAUAUUUUUUUUCUGAACACUUAAAACUUUAUUAAUAUAAACUUGUUGUCUUUCCAUUAUUUUGUUAUUUCAGCCAUUACUCAUUUUCUGCAAAUAAAUGCUCUAAAUUAAGAUAUUUUAUUUGAAAUUUGGGAUCAAUGUUUUCUGUAGUUUAUAGAAUAAAAUAACAAUUUUCAUUUUACAUAUACCUAAAAAAAGCUAAAUCAGAGAAACUGAUUCAGAAACUGAAGUGGUCUCUAUAUUUUUUCCAGAGCUGUAUAUCGGCCCACUGGUUCCAUAUCUGCUCAUCCCUGGUUACACUAUUAAAGCAUGUGCUCAUCAUUUCUACAGGAACAAAAGAAAGUAACAAAUAGAAACUAUCAGCACAGUUGUGUUGAUGUAAAACACAAUGUGCACAAUUUCUCAUAACCCAUGCAGCUUUUUGUGGGUCACAGAUGGCUGACACACUUUUAAAAAAGCUUUUAUUUUUAGAACCUAAAAGUGUUGUGUUUUACUCCUGAAUUGAAGGAAAGUCAUAACUGCUCAGUUCUUCAGUUCAUCACGUUUUACCACAAAGACCAUGAGAGGUACUAUAAUACAACACUGAAUAUUGUAUGUAUAUUCUAUUUAUUCAUAUAUGUGUAUAUACUAUAUUUAUAAAGUAAAUAAAAUGUUCUAAAUUCAGUGCAUAUGCUUUAUCAGAGUAUCCAGAUAUGGUUCAUUUACUUUGCACAUUUGUACUCUUGUAUGCUUUGUUGCGUGACGCUGUAGAAAGGCGUUACUGUAUUAUUAUUACGUAAGUAUCAUUUUAAUAGGUGUUUGAGCUCCAUCUGUUUUAUAGUUACUAUGACUGUGCAUACACAGAAGGGCGAGUUAUCAAAAUCUGGCAACCUGACAUUACAGUUGUUAAGCUUUGGGCUGGAUCUUUGAUGGAUUUCUGAAUGAGAAGUGUGAUGUGGAACUGAGCUGAAAUGAAGUGGAGAGAGCUGUUAUUUCUCCUCAUUUGCAUAUAUAUAUUAUAUUAUAUGUACUAAUGUAUGUAUUAUUACUUACAAAAAACCCUUUAUGUAGUGUCUGUUUAAUCAAAGAAAAUAAAGUC